CCGAGACUCCAUGCCUCUGGGGCAGUGAGAGAAGGCGGAUUGAAAGCCUCUUGGGCAGGCUCGCAUCCCACCUGCCCGGACUCCUGGGGAGCCAGCCUCGCUGGGCUUGACCUUGUUUUAUUUUUGUUGUAUUUUCUUUUAAUCUCGCAUGUUUUUGAAAUCUUUUAGAAUUUCUUAGCAAUUCGCAGUCAUGGAGGUAACACAGCCCAAGGACCUGCAGGAGGACUUUGUCCUCGCCAAAAGAAGACAUGCGGAGCUGGUCAGGCAGAAACGGAUUUUCAACGCCAGGAACAGGAUCAUUGGGGGUGACACCACGGCCUGGGAUGCUCAGGUUUGUGACCAGAACAUAAAAGCAGCAACUGAAAAAGCGAGAGAGGAAGCCUUUGCUGCUGAAAUGAGACAAAAUGACAAGAUCGCAUGCAUAACAGAAAACCGGGAAAGGAGAGAUAGGAAAAAUCUCUGUAAAGCUAUCAAUGAUUUCCAACAGAGCUUUCAGAGGCCGGAAAUGCGCCGUGAAUUUGACCUCUCUGACCCCUUGGCCCUUAAGAAGGAUCGUCCAGCCCGGCAGUCAGAUCAUGAUGCUUGGAAUACAAUAUCAGGAAUGCAGAAAUUCAUGGGGGAGGAUUUAAACUUCCAUCUGAGGAAGAAAUUCCAAGAGGAACAAAACAGGGAAUGGUCCCUGCAACAGCAAAAGGAACGGAUGAUUGGCCGGGAGAACCAAAAAUGUGCAGAGGAUCUCUACUUGAAGACAAGGCUGCAGUUUGAUGAGACAGCCAAGCACUUACAGAAUCUGGAAACCGCCACCAGGAAGGCGGUUUGUGCAACUGUGAAAGAAUUCAACAAGAAGCAGGCCCUGGAGUCAGCGGAAAAGAAAAUUCAAGAGAGAAAACAAGAACAGGAGGACAACCUAGCCGAGAUCUCCAACAUGCUGCGUGGGGACCUGCUCUCGGAGAACCCGCAGCAGGCAGCCAGCUCCUUCGGGCCACAUCGUGUGGUGCCCGACCGCUGGAAGGGCAUGAGCCAGGAGCAGCUGGAGGAGAUCCGCCUGGUGCAGAAACAGCAAGUCCAGGAGAAGCUGAGGCUCCAGGAGGAAGAGCGCCAGCGAGACAUGGACUGGGACCGGCAGAGGAUUCAGAAGGCUCACGCCACCUUGCUGUUUGAGCGGCAGCAGCAGCGCCUGCAGCGUGGCCUGCGCAGGGCCCUGGACUGCAGCAACCUCAGCCUGGCCAGGGAGCAGCUCCUGCAGAAAAAACAUAUGAAGGAACUCUGUACCAAUCAUGCCACCGAAGACUAUUUCACACAAUUUAAUACAGGAAGUCGAUAAGGAAAAAUUCACCUUCCUUUCCUCUGAACCGUUUAUGUGUAAAGCGCAGUUACCUUGAAGAGUCAUAUCUGUUUAAAAAAAAAAAAAAAAUGCACCCUUUGGUCCAGAAGUACCGUUUGAACUGAAUUUUUCCAUUGUAGACAAAGCUUGAUUAAACCUCUUCCUGUAUUUCUAUGAGGAGGAUUUGUGUCCACUCAGCUCCGCUCCGACUGGCUCCAGAGCACCUCUGAGUGUUGUGGACCCAGGGAUGAAGGCCUGCGAGUUAGACUCUCGGUUCAAGGGGUGCAUCACCCACACUCACAGGCGUCAUUUUGUUUAUUUAAGAGUGUCGUUUAUUUAUUUAAUUUUAUUUGACCGCACCGGGCCUUAGCUGCAGCACGUGGGAUGCUUUGUUGCAGCGCACAGGAGCCUUUAGUUUCAGCGUGCAAACUCUCAUCUAGUUCCCUGGCCAGGGUCGGAACCCGGCCCCAUGCACUGGGACCACAGAGUCUUCACCCCUGGACUUCCCGGGAAGUCCCCACGGGAAUCAUUUUACCUGCUUCACGUGGAAUGAACGAAUGGCUCCCUCACAACAGCCAGGGGCGGGUGUUUUCA
This is a messenger RNA of Bubalus bubalis (water buffalo), 1918 nucleotides long. It is a transcript of the gene RIBC2, whose product is annotated as RIB43A domain with coiled-coils 2. The coding region runs from base 191 to 1324 and encodes 377 amino acids. Lineage: Eukaryota; Metazoa; Chordata; Mammalia; Artiodactyla; Bovidae. The record is from RefSeq and is a predicted model, not a curated record. The transcript is spliced from 7 exons.